CCGGGGCGCCCGUUGAUGCUGCAGAGCCCGCCCGGCGCCACCCCCGCCACAGCCACAGCCCCCGCCAUGGACAAGAGCAGCCCCUGCGGCUCCGGAGCGCCCGGACCCUCGGCCGGCAGCAAAGGGCAACAGCCGCGGUCCGCCUCGGCCGGGCCCGCCGCGGGGGAGUCUAAGCCCAAAGGCGAUGGAAAGAAUGCGAGUGGAUCCAAACAGCGUUAUAAUCGUAAAAGAGAAACUUCAUAUUCAAAAAAUGAGAACUUUUCCAGUCAGUCCCGUCGCUCCAAUUCACAGAAAAGCAAAGCUUUUAACAAGAUGCCCCCUCAAAGGGGAGGCAGCGGCGGAAAUGGCAAACCUUUUAGCUCUUCUAAUGGUGGGAGACGAGAUGAGGUAGCAGAGGCUCAACGGGCAGAGUUCAGCCCUGCCCAGUUCUCUGGUCCCAAGAAGAUAAAUCUGAACCACUUACUGAACUUCACUUUUGAACCCCGUGGCCAAGCAGGACAUUUUGAUGGGAACGGACAUGGCAACUGGGGGAAAAGGAACAAGUGGGGACAUAAACCGUUCAACAAGGAGCUUUUCCUACAGGCCAACUGCCAGUUUGUUGUCUCUGAAGAACAGGACUACACAGUCCACUUUGCUGAUCCAGAUACCUUGGUCAACUGGGACUUUGUGGAGCAAGUGCGAAUCUGUAGCCAUGAAGUGCCCUCUUGCCCAAUAUGUUUGUACCCACCAACCGCAGCCAAGAUCACCCGCUGUGGGCACAUCUUCUGCUGGGCAUGUAUCCUUCACUAUCUCUCCUUGAGCGAAAAGACCUGGAGUAAGUGUCCUAUUUGUUAUGGCUCUGUUCACAAGAAGGAUCUCAAGAGUGUUGUUGCUAUGGAGACACGCCAGUAUGCCAUCGGUGAUACCAUUACGAUGCAACUUAUGAGAAGGGAGAAGGGUGUUCUCAUAGCACUGCCCAAGUCCCAGUGGAUGAAUGUGGUGCAGCCUGUUUACAUCAGAGAUGACCAGCACAGCCAGUAUUCAAAGCUGCUUCUGGCAUCCAGGGAGCAGGUCUUGCAGCUGGUGAUUCUGGAGGAGAAAGCGGCAUUACUGAAACAGUAUGAGGAAGAAAAGCACACCCCAGAAGCUUGCUUUAUUGAGGCAGCUAUCCAGGAGCUGAAGGAGCGAGAGACAGCAUUGUCUGCUGACCAGGAUAAAAACAAUGGCAUUGCUGGAAUCAGUGCAGCUGUGGAAGAAUUGGUCCUAGAAAGCUCCAAGGCUGUGGAGCCUGCAGUUACCCAAGAGAAGAAGUGUGGUGUGGAAUAUCUCUCUGCAUUUGAUGAGGAGCUUGUGGAGCCUUGCUCUGACCUGGCAAGUUCCUUUCCGCCUCCUGUGGAAGUAGAAGAGGCAGUGCUGGAUGAAGAGGAAGUACCCGAGGUGGACACUGCAGGGGAACCCGAUACGAACACUACAGAAGAACCAAAUCCAGCUGAAACAAGCUACCAAGACUCUAAAGAUACAGUUAGCUCUGGACAUCUUGGCAACUCUCCUUUUUACUAUUUCUAUCAAGCGGAGGACGGACAGUGCAUGUACCUUCACCCCGUGAACGUUCGGUGCCUGGUCCGUGAGUACGGCAGCCUGGAGAAGAGCCCCGAGAAGAUAACUGCAGCUGUAGUGGAGAUAACUGGCUACUCAAUGACAGAGGAUAUAAGACAACGUCAUCGCUACCUCUGUCACUUGCCCCUCACCUGUGAGUUCAGCAUUUGUGAACUGGCUCUGAAGCCACCUGUCAUCUCUAAGGAGACUUUAGAGUUGUUUUCAGAUGACCUCGAAAAGAGGAAGCGCCUGCGGCAGAAGAAAGCUCGCGACGAGCGACGGCGCGAACGCAGAAUUGAGAUAGAAGAGAACAAGAAACAGGGCAAAUAUCCAGAGGUCCAUAUUGCUUUAGAGAAUCUGCAGCAGUUUCCUGCUUUUACUUCUUGCCCCGGAGAAACUACCAGCAUUGAUCAUCAGAGCUUCUGUCAGUCUCCUCUUGGCAGAAGCCCUGUGUUUCAGACAGAGUCUAUUCCAGCUCCAUUGUCACCUGCUGCCAGCCAGGUCAGCCCCUUGCUCUGUGGGAGUUUGGAAGAAGAGUCUCCCUUCCCUUCCUUUGCCCAGAUGUUGAGAGUUGGAAAGGCAAAACCAGAAACAUGGCCUAAACCUGCUCCAAAGACAAGAGAUGAGAACACUCUGGCACUCCCUGUGCCUGUGGAUAGUGAUGGAGAAAGUGACAGCUCUGACCGCAUCCCUGUGCCCAGCUUCCAGAAUUCCUUCAGCCAAGCUAUCGAGGCAGCCCUCCUGAAACUGGACAAACCGUCCACGGCCGAUCAUCUGUCAGAGGAAAAGGGAGGCAAGAAAAGAAAGAAACAGAAGCAGAAGCUGUUGUUCAGCACCUCUGUUGUUCACACAAAGUGAUUCUGCUAUUCAAGAGAAGUUUCCUCUCCUGGUUUUCUUUUAAUUUUGCUUUGUUUUGCUGCUAUAGUUUUAAGUAUUUAAAUUUGAACAGCCUAAACUUGUGUUUCCAGAGCUUCUAGGGGCUUCAGAAGGAAACCAUGACAAUAUGUGUUGAAGUAACAUGUUUUGAUUCCAACUGCUUAUGAAUUUAUACUGAAACAGAGUUUUGAAAGUAACAACCAAGAGACAAAUCCACCAAGGCUUCUAAUUGCCGAGUCAGUUCUUUGGCCUGGUAAGCAGUAUGAAAGUCUUUACAGCUAUGUAGCACUGCCAAAGUACUGCAAUAUUACCCAAGAGAAAAGGCAGAGAGCCUUUAUUUCCCUAUAGUUAAUUAUUCAUGGACAGAAGUCCGUCUGACUGACAGUGGUGCUGUUUCAGUAAAGCUGUCAAACUGCUCUCUUGAGAAACUGGUUUUGGCUGCACUGGAAACAGGCAAAAGAGCUUACUGGCUUUAGAGUGUUAGCUGCUAUAUCUGUUCUUUUUCUAAAGAGCAAGAAUUCCUCCUGUUCUCCUGGCUUGGAAAGAUUUAAAGCUGAGGUGAGUGAGUGUAAAGCAGAACUUGGCUACUUGGUUUUGAAGUGAUUCAGUGAAUUUGUGUAUUUCAAAAUGGCACUAGUGGUAGGAGGAACCUCCUAGCUUCUCUCAGUUGUUCAGCUCUGUUUUAAUGUGGGUGAGUGAGGCUGCUAAAUUUUUUUUUUCUUUAAUUUUUGGUUUUUUGGCAACCCUGAGCUACACAUUCUUUGUAACCUGAUCGUAUAGAACAAACGCUCCCCCCUAGGACUUUUGGUAACCACCUGAACGAUGGUUUGACACUGGCUGCUCUUGAGCUGGAAGAACAACUGAUAGCUGAAGUCUGUAGAUAACUUUUUAUACCCCAGAAAUGAAGUGGGGUAUAAGUUCUCUUGUACUGGGAUAAGGGCCUGUAUCUGCUUGGUUCUGGGAUGUAAAUUGAUGUGUGCUACAAACAUGCCUCUUCUGGACCCCUCCCCGCUCUUUCUUUGGGUGGUCACAUUCUGCACUGCUUGUGGUUUGAUUUGAGCUAAUGAGUUAAGUGGUGUGGAUUUUGUUGAAUAAAAUGAACUCUAGGUGUAAUGUACCAGUCAAGGCCAGCAGUUGCAAUAAAUCAUAUGCACACACACUUCAGAGUACUAAACCCUUCCUCCUCAGCUGCACCUGACCUGUCAGACCAGCGUGGAGCCCUGGAAAAAGUAGUUCAGAGAUUCAAAUUUUACCUUCCUGCUACCAGAAUUAAUUCCAGAGAGCUGGUACAAAGUACCACUGAAGUUACAGUGGGAGCCUGAGCGUCUCCUCUUGUCUUUGGCCCCACUUGCACCAGUGGUCUGCCUGCACUUGCACAGGCUUCAGUGUGCUCUUUUCCUCACACCGUGAUGGAUCUGAGCAGGGAAGCGUGUCUGAGGCUCCUGGAGUCAGGUAUUCCGACACCACUGGCAGUCAUUGGUUGUGUCCCUGUUGAAAAAGCUGAUGUCAAUAUGUGGAUGCUCGAUUCCAAAGCAACAGGCUCCACACUACACCAGUGCUUCCUCGAGGCACAUGUGCCUCACGGGGAGCGGGUGCCAAACCUCAAGUGGCUGUAAACCAGAAAGAACGGGAGAGAGGGGAGGUAAAGAAUACUUCAGCUGCUGCAGGAGGAUAGAGAGAACACCUGCCAAACAUUCUUUGAAAGUAGCUUAACUUCACGCUUGGUCACAACUAACCACACUUGAUGGAAAGACAGUACAGCUUGUCAGGGAUUGCAGAGAAACUAAGACAAGAUGCCUGGAAGUGGUAACACAUCUUGCUGUCAGUGCUUUAAAUGCAUAUUGGAAAACAAUUGGUGAAGGCAGAGAAAGCAACUAAGCGAUUCAAAUAUGCAGUUAACUGUGUUCACAGUGUGUCAUUUUGAGCCAUGGAACAGGAGUAACUUAGUGUCUAACCAGUAUCUGUUGUGUUCUAUUAUCUCUGCACAUUUAUAGUCAACUUUUCUUUGCAUUGGGAAGAGAGACAGAAUAGCUGGAGCUGGUGUGACUCACCUCCACAUGUCACAGGCACUAGGACAAGGGAAGUGAUGUGGGGAAGGCAGGCUGUGCCUUCUGCAGGGGCAGUCUCCACAGGGACAGCGUCUUCAAUUGUAUCUUGUUUUCCUAUGGAUUCGAGAUAAUACCAGCAACGCUACUUUCCUGUAACUGAUUGGUGUAAACUUAAUAAAUAUCUAAGCAGUA
This is a messenger RNA of Myiozetetes cayanensis, 4691 nucleotides long. RefSeq names its product ring finger protein 10 (gene RNF10). The transcript has 17 exons. Gene Ontology annotation, biological process: positive regulation of myelination; positive regulation of transcription by RNA polymerase II. Bases 16 to 2433 code for a protein of 805 amino acids. NCBI's taxonomy places the organism in Eukaryota, Metazoa, Chordata, Aves, Passeriformes, Tyrannidae. The record is from RefSeq and is a predicted model, not a curated record. Gene Ontology annotation, molecular function: transcription cis-regulatory region binding.